This is a messenger RNA of Colletotrichum higginsianum IMI 349063, 1047 nucleotides long. Its product is annotated as Glycosyl hydrolase family 61. The transcript has a single exon. The coding region runs from base 1 to 1047 and encodes 348 amino acids. The record is from RefSeq and is a predicted model, not a curated record. Gene Ontology annotation, biological process: carbohydrate metabolic process. Gene Ontology annotation, cellular component: extracellular region. NCBI's taxonomy places the organism in Eukaryota, Fungi, Ascomycota, Sordariomycetes, Glomerellales, Glomerellaceae. Gene Ontology annotation, molecular function: cellulose binding.
AUGGGCCAUCUCAGCCCUUCCUCCCUGCUCCUGGCGUUGGCGGCCACCGUCUCGGCCCACGGCCACGUGAACUGGCUCGUUGCAGAUGGCGUCGCCUACCGCGGCUGGGAUUCGCCCGCCUUCACCUACUCACCCCCCGCGGGCCCCGUCGUCGGCUGGAAGAUCGACCAACCCGACAACGGGUUCGUCGAGCCCGCCAACUUCGGCACGAACGACAUCAUCUGCCACAAGAACGGCGUCCCCGCCGGCGGCCACGCCACCGUCCCCGCCGGGACCAAGAUCCAGCUCGUCUGGGACACCUGGCCCGACUCGCACAAGGGCCCCGUCAUCGACUACCUCGCCAAGUGCAGCGGCGACUGCGAGACGGUCGACAAGACGUCGCUCAACUUCUUCAAGAUCGGCGCUGGCGGCCUCAUCGACAUGUCGCUGCCGAGCGGCAACUGGGCCGCCGACAGGCUCAUCGCCAACGGCUUCACCUGGACCGUCCAGAUCCCGCCCACCCUCGCCCCGGGCAACUACGUGCUCCGCCACGAGAUCCUCGCGCUACACUCGGGCGGGAACCCCAACGGCGCCCAGGCGUACCCCCAGUGCUUCAACAUCAAGGUCACGGGCGGUGGCUCCCUCGCCCCGGCCGGCGUCAAGGGCACGGCGCUGUACAAGGCCGACGGCCCGGGCGUCCUCUUCAACCUGUACACGAGCCCCCUCGUCUACCAGAUGCCAGGCCCGACGCUGGUCGCGGGGCUCCCGUCGACCGUGGCGCAGAGCACCGCCCGGCCCACCGCGACGUCGAGCGCCACGCCGCCCGGGGCCACCGGGGGCAGCGGCGGGGGCAGUCCGUCGACGACCCUGCGGACGACUACGGUGCCGGUCCCGGCGACCACCACCAGGGCCGCAACGGUGUCGACGACGACGUCUGCGGGCGGCGGCGGCGGCGGAACCGUGCCCAAGUUCGGCCAGUGCGGCGGCCAGGGGUGGACCGGCUUGACGACCUGCGCCGCGGGAUCGACCUGCCAAGCUCUGAACCCCUUCUACUCUCAGUGCGUCUAG